This is a messenger RNA of Alexandromys fortis (reed vole), 1558 nucleotides long. RefSeq names its product eukaryotic translation initiation factor 4E family member 1B (gene Eif4e1b). The record is from RefSeq and is a predicted model, not a curated record. The transcript is spliced from 7 exons. Lineage: Eukaryota; Metazoa; Chordata; Mammalia; Rodentia; Cricetidae. Gene Ontology annotation, biological process: translational initiation. Gene Ontology annotation, cellular component: cytoplasm; eukaryotic translation initiation factor 4F complex. Bases 2 to 715 code for a protein of 237 amino acids. Gene Ontology annotation, molecular function: RNA 7-methylguanosine cap binding; translation initiation factor activity.
CAUGGCUACCCCCGACGCUACAAUGAGCGCUGACGGUGAGGAGCACAAGUGGAAAGAGGAGGUGGAGAAAGAAAAGCCAUCAGAAGCAGCGGUGAAGGUCCUCCCAGCAGAAGACACCGGAGACCCUCCUGCACUCCUGACUCCGAGGAGGAAAGCCCACAGAGAGAAGCACCCCCUGCAUUAUAGAUGGGUUCUGUGGUUCUUCAGGAAUGACCGGAGCCGACCCUGGCAGGAAAAUCUGCAGCCAGUCACUAAGUUUAACACUGUGGAGGACUUCUGGGCGACGUACAGACACAUCAAGCUGGCCAGCAAGCUCUCUUCCGGCUGUGACUAUGCUCUGUUCAAGGAUGGCAUCCAGCCCAUGUGGGAAGACUACAGGAACAAGCGGGGUGGCCGCUGGCUGCUCAGUCUUGCUAGACAACAGCGCCACACGGAACUGGACCGUCUGUGGUUGGAGACAUUGCUGUGUCUGCUGGGGGAGAGUUUCGAGGAAUUCAGCCAGGAGGUGUGUGGAGCCGUUGUCAACAUCCGCACCAAGGGGGACAAGAUUGCUGUGUGGACAAGCGAGGCAGAGAACCAAGCAGGAGUCAUGCAUAUUGGUCACAUAUACAAAGAGCGUCUGGGCCUCUCUACGAAGACCAUCAUCGGGUACCAGGCCCAUGCAGACACUGCUGCCAAGAGCAAUUCUUUAGCCAAGAACAAGUUUGUGGUGUGACACCGACCUCAGUCACCGGUCCUGGGACACCCUCCUCCUGCAGUUUGGUGCACAGGGAAGUGUGCCCUGUGGAUAGCGGGGCAGACAGCUUGGCUCUUUACCUGUCUCGGAAUACACAUAUGCACCCCCACCCCUUAGAUAAGCUCUCACUAUGUUGCCCAGGUUAGCCUCCUAUUUAUGGGCUUAUGACAUCCUUCCGCUCCAGCCUUAAUAACCGGGGUUACAGGAGCUGAGCUCCCCAUUGUGUCUGGGUUCAUGAAAGACUCCUUCCCCAUUUGUUAGGCCCAGGCCUGUGGCAGCUGGCCAGUGUUUAUAAACCACACUUGACCCCUAGCUCUCUGUGUGGCCAUUUGGCAAAGGCAGGGUGAAGCCAAGUCCUGGCUCUACCCCGUCAAAUGAGGACAGGAGAAUCCUGUGGCCAACACUUCUCUGUGCCUGUCAGGAAAAGGGACUGGGUGAGCUGAGGCAGGCUCUUCUGUCUUGGAAAAAGGCUCUCGGCCACUGUUGUUAAAAGUAGUUCAGGUUUUUUGGUGAGCAUUGCUUUGCAGUUUGGGUGCCCAUCCUAAACCCUGUCCUUUCCCUACACCAGUCGUGACUUGGUCCUCGCAUCGGCUGCCCUUCCUACCCGCUGUACCCCCACUACUGGAGUAGGUUAGAGGGCAAACACUGGCAUUUGUGAAGACAGGCAGGCUCUGGGAACUGAGAAAGCCUCCCAGUUCUCUCACGAUGGGAUAAGAGUGCAGUGGGUUGUGUGUCUCCUGCCCGAGGGCAAGGCUGAAGUGGAGGAGUGAUAAACCCUAACACCGUGAAGAAACUACUGGUGGUGUUUGGGCCUCUCCGUGG